Messenger RNA from Plasmodium malariae, 3441 nucleotides. Its product is annotated as conserved Plasmodium protein, unknown function. The record is from RefSeq and is a predicted model, not a curated record. Bases 1 to 3441 code for a protein of 1146 amino acids. Lineage: Eukaryota; Apicomplexa; Aconoidasida; Haemosporida; Plasmodiidae. The transcript has 3 exons.
AUGGAAAAAGGAGUAAAUGUUGUAAACGAAAACAACGAAAUAAAAAGGAUUUUGAAAAAUAUAAAAGAUAGUGAAAAUACGAAAGAUAAGUUUGCUAACAUUUUAAAGUUGACGAAAAACACCAAGGAUUUAAAAGAAAAGGAUAAAAUUAGUGUUCUAAAAGCAAUAGAUGUGGAAUUUCUUUGUUUAUUAUUACGUUCAAAAUAUGAGUUUAAAUUAUUUACUCUUCGUUUAAUUAAUAGCUUAAUAGCAAAUUCUACUGUUAUUCAUUUAAAAAAAUGCAUACCUUUUAUUAUUCCUGAUGUUCAUAAUUAUUUAACGUAUAUAAAAAAGGUAAAUAGGAAAAUAAACAAAACUAAAAAGGCAAUAAAAAGUUGUAGUCACUUAGAAAGGGGGCGUAAUCAAGAGCGCAAUGAUGAACGAACAUGUGUAAGGAAUAGUUGGAGUAGUGAGGAAAAGCAUACGGAUGAGGAGAAGCAUACGGAUGAGGAGAUGCAUACGGAUGAGGAGAAGCAUACGGAUGAGGAGAAGCAUACGGAUGAGGAAAAACAUAGCGAUGCGCUAGAAGUUUGGGAUAGUAUAAAAGACAUGAACUCGUUUUAUAUCGAAUUUUUAACUUUUUUUUUGAAAAUUGAACCAUUUUUAAAGAAAGAUGAAAUGAUUGUGGUAAGCAACUAUUUCGACUCCAAAAAUUAUGAUAUUGAUGUUGAUGUGGAAAUGUACUUUUUUUGCAAAAGCUUAAGAAAAAAGUUUAGAGCAGAAAAUGUUACAAGUAGCAAAGGUGAUGUAAUUAUUAAAAAGUCCGAUAAUGAGAACAACUGUAAGUUGAAUAAUGAAAAAAGAGAAGAAGUAGUCAACAAUAUGGUUAGUGAAUUAGAUGGUAGCAGUGAGGAUGGUCUGUAUACAUAUUCUACGGCAUGUUCAGAUGAUAAGGAAUACGUUAAUUCUGAAAAGGAUGUCCUUUAUUCUUGUAAUGACCAAGUUAAUUUAAUUGAGCUAGUUUUGGGAAUUUUAAGAGAAAACAUUACUAUUGAAGAAGUAUUGAGCGGAAGAGAAAAAAACAAAAAAAAAAAAAAAGGUCAAGUGGAAGAAAAAAUGAGAGUGAACGCAAGGGAAAGUAAGAAUAGAAGACUUGAAGAAAAGGUAAAAGGUAACGAAGUAGAAUGUGUAGAAAAAUAUAGUAGAAGGGAUAUGCUACAUGAUGACGAUGUUGAAACAUAUAGCUUGGUGUCCAUACUGGAUGAUGAAUAUAAUCAUCGUGCCUUAUUAUUAAAAAAAGAAAGUAUAAAUAUAUCCUUGCAUUUUUUGAACAAUGUAAUUAUAAAACUUAAUGAUAUUAAAUUUAUAAAGGAAUAUUUUCAUUUGUUAAAUAGAGUAAUUGAAAAUUAUGAUAAGGAGAACAUAGUAACUUCGAUGAACUGUUUAACUAAUUUAAAUAUAUAUUUAAAAAAAAAUGGUUUUAAUCUUAAAAAUGUGUUGGAUGAAAAUAGUGUUUAUAAAUUCUAUGCAAAUAUUAUUUAUUUAUUUUCAAAGCUAAAAACAGAAAAAGAGAAAGUACUAUUAUAUACUUUAUACUCAACUAUAUAUACAUGCUUAAAAUUUAUGUGUGUAAAUAAAAACUCUGUAGAUAUUAUUAAAACCCCUUUGUCCUAUAUGAAUAUAGAAUUAUAUUUAUUUUUUGACGAUGUUAUAAAAUAUGGUAACGAGAGUGGACCUAAGAAGUAUAUGUUUUAUAACAGCCAUGUUAAAUCGAUGAUUCGGUUGAUUUGUAGUAACAUUGAGCAUAUGGUAACGUUCGUGAGCGGUGAGUAUUCUAUGGAUGAGGGGGGCGUUGAUGAUGAUGAUGAGGGUGCUAAUGAUAAUACUAUCGCUGGCGCUUACAUUGCUACUGCCGCUGCUGCUACCUCUACCUCUACAGCUGAUGGUGGAUGUGCAUCGCGAAACGGAAGAUUUGUAGACCAACUCGAAGAAUAUUCUCCUGGUGUACGUGCAAAAGAGGGCUUCCGAAAAAAUAAAUACGUUGGUGACGAUAACUUAAUGGAUGGUAUUUCUAGCAAAGAAGUACAAAGGAAGAACGUGCCUUCACCGAACUCGAGUAAUAACAAAGACGAAUGUAUAACUGAUAAGAAAAAGAAAAAGGGAAAAACAUACAUUGGUGGUAAUGCUUUAUCGUCAAAAAAAGAGAAAGAAAAAAAGCUAUUUAAUAAUAAAGACAAAAAUCAAAUUGAGUUAAAUGACAUUUAUGUAAUUUUAAAUAAAAUAAAACAAACAAUUAAAUUAUUAUUAGAAUUUUUUAAAGAUUUAAAAGCCAAUUUUAAAACACGAAAUGAAGAUUGUAACCAUCUUAAAUUAUUUAAAGAAACUUUUAAUGAAGAAAUAAAUUCUUUGAUACGUCUAUUUUGUAAUUAUUUAAUUCAUGAUAUGGAUCCAUAUAUGGACGAUUUUCUAAAUUUAUUAGACUUUUUUGCUAUUUGUGCAGAUGAUCAAAAUUUUUUUUUUUUCAUUUUUGUUGUAAAACAUAUUGACGCUAAUCGUUACUUUAAUAACAGGAUUUUUUUAACAAAAAUUUUUUUAUAUAUCCUUGAUACUAAUAUGAAAAACAUUGUACAUGUAAAAAUAUUAUAUAAUAUACUUAACAAGUGCACAUUUAACAUUAUAGAGUAUUUGGAACUACGAGGUAUCAAGGAUCUUACUGGAUAUUUGGAAGUCGGGCAAAGUAUACAAGUUAGCGAAAAUGCAGUCAGUGAUUACGAUAUAAUUGAAAAUUUUAGUAGACCAAUAGAUAAGUUAAACAAUGUUCAUUUUGUUUACACCAUAUGUGAAGAUGAAUAUUGUAAAAAAAGCUAUGAUGAUAAAUUUAAGAAAAACAUAACAAAUAUUAUUCUCUUUUGCAUACAUUUUUUCCUUUAUUACUAUUUUGAAAUAUUGCAUCAAAAAAAAGAAAAAACUGUACAAACAGAUUUUGACUUUCAUAAAGAUAAUUAUUUUAAUUUAUGUAAUAACCAAAUGCAAAGAGACCAACAGAAAUUUUUUCUUUCUGUAAAAGUUCUGUUAACUAUUUCGUCUUUGCUUUUUAAAAGAUUUGAUUCGUAUGUUAUCGCAUCCAUUUUGAAGAAGCGGGAGAUCCUCUUUGACUGCAUAGUUUGUGUCCUCUUAUACUUGAAAUGCUCAAUUGAAGAUGAAAAUAUCAGCAGCGAAGAGAACAGCAGUGAAAGGACUCAUAUAAAAAGAAAAAGGAAAAAAUAUUUUUUUCAAAUUUUAGAAUUAACUUAUUUUAUUAUGUACUACCAUCCUUAUUUUGUUUCGCUACUUAUUUUUCGUCUUAGGCAAACGAAACAAGCUAAGGAGACGAUAUUUUUAGAAACUGCAAAAUUAAACAUGAAGGAAAAAUACGUUUCUAUUUGUUCAUUUUUAAAUAGAUUUAUCGAGAAUUAUGUGUGA